Danio rerio (zebrafish) is the source of this 1955-nucleotide messenger RNA. NCBI's taxonomy places the organism in Eukaryota, Metazoa, Chordata, Actinopteri, Cypriniformes, Danionidae. The record is from RefSeq and is a predicted model, not a curated record.
AACACAGUCAUCACCAAUAUGCCUGUAAUGAACACACACAACUCCGUUUAUAUUAGCAAAUUUAGCCGUCUCGGGAUAUUAUGCGACCCCUAAAUGGACUUUACCAACUGCAACAGAAUUACUAUGAAGACCCCAAUGAGGAGGAUUUAAAAAAUACAACACUGCGACCUAAUUACACAAUUCUGCACGGAUAUUAGACGGAAAUUGUUAAUUCUGAACAGUUUAAGCUAGCAUAAAUCAAACAAUUGACUCCUGAAGGCAGCAUUUUGAGUCUAAAGGGCACUUACUUCGUGAAGUCUGGACAGGAUGAAGACGAAAAAGGCAGUGUUUUCUAUCUCAGCUGGUUGAGAGGAAGGCCAGUCGCCGUAUUGCACUGAGAAAUGGAUGACAUCGAAGCUGAGCUCAACAUUGCAGAAACACACGCGGAUUUUACACAAGAUGAAAGUGAACAUCGGCAACGGCUGAAAAGACCAGUCCAGCUUCACUGUCAAGUUAAAGACCGAGGUUUUUUCACAGGGAUCUACUUUCUGAAGUGCAACAGAAAGUGUCUGGAGCUGCUGAGAGAAGCGAUGCUGCAUCAUCGGUGGCAGGAGGCUGUGGGAUAUUUCAGCUCUUACAUUCAGACACUGGAGGCCAAAACAUACAAUAGUUAUCAGUCUGUGGUUGCGGAGAUCUUGUGGAGAUUGGGCACAGAAAUCCUGCAUCAUCUCCCAAACACUAGCAAUGAAGAUUUCAACGCUUUAUAUGAACAGCUGAAGAACGUCGGGGUCCUCAACUUCUCAAAGAUUAGUCUGGAGCACUGCUAUCAUCUCCUGCUGAACGGACAGAUGGAUGAAGCCAAACGGCAGCUUUCCAUCGCAGAGAGCUGGAGAUAUGGAAGGGUAUCCCGAUCUCAAUCACUGAGCAAAACGCUGAUCACAGCCUACUGCGGCUUACUGGAUUACUUGAUCUGGAACGAGAAGAAGUCCUCUGUGUCUGAAAACGAGGAGCUGAGCAGUAAUCAUGAGAUGCACAGUUACUUCAGACAGGCGUCAGUGACUCUGAAGGACAUCAUCAGUCUGCCUGGAAUCUGGGACCCGUUUGUGCUGAGCUACGUUAAUAUGUUGGAGUUUUAUAAGCAGGAGGAGAGCGCUCUGCAGGCUUUGGAGAAUUACGCAUACAACAAGGAGUUUCCAUCGAACCCAAACGCUCAUGUUUAUCUGUACCAGUUCCUGAAGAGACACGACGCUCCAAGGGAAAAGCUCAUCAGCACAUUGAGGAUUCUGCACUCUUUAGUCCCGAGUCAUGAGCUGAUGCUGGAGCUCUGCAAUCUCCUGCUGGAUACAUUGGAAAGGAGUGACACUGAAGAAGCUCUCGCUGUUUGUAUGGACCUUCUGGAGUUUUCCAGCUGGAAAACUGAUAUUAGGGCUUGGGACUGCCUUUUGACAUGUUUGAAGAAAAUUAGAAAGAAGAAGUGGCAGGAGAUUAUACAGAAGGAGUGGAAGGUGCGGCGUUCGCUCUGGGUACCUUUACACUUCAGAGACUUCCUCAGCCUCAAAGACUGGAUGGACAACCAUAAACUUAUGAUGAUCAUCAAGAAGGACUGUCUGAGGAUCAUCAAUGAAAACAUGAGAGAAUACUGUCGAGUCGCUGCAAUCGCUGAGAAAGAAGUCCUCCUGCAGAUAAGGAUGAAACGAAAAAAGAAGCAGCACAAAAUACAGACGGCCAUUACUGAACUGACAAACUGAGGCGCUCUACAUGUGAAGAGGAUUUCCAUUUAAACAGGUUUACUCCCUUUUGUACAGUAAAGAAAGUUUUUUUACAGUAUAUGUUCUUGAAUAUGCCAGAGUAAACACGUACUUUGUUUUAUAAAAAGAAUUCACCCAAUAUUGGGUUACAUUAACCCAGCAUCUGUGUAUAUCCUCACACUGUAUAUAAACGAGUGACUGUCUGCUGAUUAAAGUCCUGUAAAUGCA